GACAGACAUGUGAAUUUGUUAUUUUGUUUAACUAUACAAAUAUUUUAUUUUGGUUAAAUUUUUCUUGCUUACCAGAUCAAUAUCAUCAUAGUGUUAAGGGCUUGAAUGUUGGACGUCGUAAGUUGUGCCUAAUACAUAUAUUGAAAAUGGCCAAAUCUUCAAUUGUGUUGAGCUUCCAUAGUAUAUUACUUCAUCAGUCAGAUAUUCAUCUUUUGAAUGGACCAUACUGGCUGAAUGAUACUAUAAUAUCAUUUUACUUUGAAUACUUAGAGAAAAAGACAUUCAAAAAUGCUAAAGAACUAUUGUUUGUAUCACCAGAAGUGACACAAUGUAUAAAGAUGGUUCAAACAGAUGAAAUAGCAACAUUUCUAGAACCUCUUGAAGUAAGUAAGAAACAAUUUGUGUUCUUUGCACUAAAUGACAAUGAUACACCUGAUAUGGCCGGUGGCUCACACUGGAGUCUUCUUGUUUAUUCAAAACCGGAAGCCUGUUUUUACCAUUUGGAUUCUUCAUAUGUGACCAAUCAUAAAGCUGCUUGGGAACUUGCUAGUCAUCUAAUACCUUAUCUAUCUAAGGGUAACAUCAAUUUUGUGACUAAAGAUUGUUUGCAACAGAGCAAUGGUUAUGACUGUGGUGUUUAUGUCUUGUGCAACGCUGAAAGGCUUGCUCACCAUGCACAUCAAACGGGACAGAUUGCUAGCUGUGAAAUGCUCGACAAGAUCAGCCCCUCUGCUAAGAGGAAAGAAAUAUUAAAUCUAGUCCAUAAACUCGCUGAAUCUGAAUAAAAAAUGUUACAUAAAUGUUGUACAAUAGAGUAAUAGACAAUGCUUUUGUUGAGACUAAUUUAUUAAAAUUCUAAUCGAUUAUGUUUGGCCAUUUUUUUUCUGGAGAAAAUGCUCUCAUUUGAAAUUUUCGAUGUGUAUUUUUAAUCUGUGUUGUUUUGAUGAUAUUACCUUGACAUUAUUGUGCUCUAUGAUUUUUACUCAUCAUUUGAGUGCCUAAAUAUCUGAAGCAUUCAGAUGUUUUAGAUUAGUUGGAGAUUACUGAAAUCGUUAUAAAUAGAACUGGCUGUCGCUGUUUAUCUUAGGCAAUAUAAAAAUCGAAAAUAAGAUUUGGUAAGACGCCAUUUAUAAUCUGCCCAUGCAUAAACAAUAAUAUUGCUGGAUGACAGUAUAUGUAGGUACAAUCUGAAAGCUACUUCAUAUAAUGGGGCUAUAGGUAUCUACUGAGAGGUUCCAAUUUUAAAACUGCUCACUGUGGUCUUUAAAGACAAAGAGCCUCCUGUCUUUCAUGACUUGCUACAAGGGUAGCAAGUAGAGACUGGCUGGGUUACUGUCAAAAAUUAGUAACUUUAAAUAAUAGUCCACUAUUAGAUUUUUAUUUAGGUACUAUUAUUAGUAUUAGUUUGUCCAGAUGAAACUAAUUGCGUUACGUGAACCAUGUGAUUGGUGAAUCGCGGCAUAGCUCUUCUCCGCUCUACUCCGCUCCGCCUCAAUGGAACUGCACCCUUACGAAGAUGGUCACAUCCAAACCUAGGCCCUAGAAAUCAACAAUUUGUGAUAUUUGUGGCGUUAUACAACAUAUAUGUAUAUUGAUCACUGAGAGAAAAAGCAUCGAUUUUAUUUGAAUUGGGGAUGGGAAGGAACGCAAAAAAGCCUUUUAUCUUACGGAAAUCGAAGAUUCUUUGGGGGUUAGUGUAGGUACAGCUAACUUCUCUAGAUAACUAACUGUUAUGCAUGUAAAAGGUUUUUAAUCAGACAAUAGUCACUGGGAACCAUACCAAAUAAUAGUCAUGAAUGUAUUGAAAAUGAUUUUAUUACAUUUUGCCUUUCGUAUUUAGUAGGCUAAGCAGAUAUUUCCCAGUAGGUACUCAGGUACGAUCUAAUACAUAUCAAAAGGAAUAUUUUGUCAUUCGUUUCAUUCAAAUAAGUAGUUACUGAUUUAACAAUUUCAGCUUUAAAUACACUUUGAGUUUUUCGUAAAAAAUACAUUAGUAACAAAUAUAAGAUCAUGAUUAGCUUCUUCUAUUUUACAAGUAGGUAGUAACUUAGAUAAAAUUAUUAUCAAAACGAAACCAUGUCUGUGAAACCAUGUUUCUUAUUAAGUAAAGGUACACUUUUUUAUGGAAAGAGAACAGUAAUUCAUCACUAAGUAGUAAAAAUCCUUGUACCACCCAUAGUCGUUCGUGUCUCAAUGCCACCACACAUCUAAAAAGAUCUCACAUAAAUAAGAUUAUUAAUAAAAUAUCAUUAUAAAUUAAAUCUCACUACAAAUAACAUUUAAGGCAAUAUAGAAAUAUGUUAAAUAUUACAAAAAAUAUUGUGACAUGCACUUAGCGUUAAUAAAAUGUAAUGCUUUACGAAAAUGAUUAUUUACGAUUUUUGGGGUUCAACCCAACCUCCAAAAGCUUGGUUUAAUUCCUCAGCUACGGCAAAACAUAAUCUAUCUUGGUUGUGAUUGGCUAUCACUUGGAUUCCAAUUGGUAAACCUUCCCUACUUAGGCCUAAUGGCACCGUCGUUGAUGGUAAUCCUAAACAGUUAAUGAUGGCAGUGUAACAGAAGUUGAAGGGUCGGACGAGUGGUUCGUUGUGUAACGGUGCGGUUGUCGGAUGAGUUGGGAAGAAGAAUACGCCGUCAUCGCCCAGCAGAUUAACAAAUAUCAUCUCUAACUCAUCACGAAGUUUCAAAUAAUGCUUGUAUCUCUCGCUUCCAACCUCAGCACCUCCGUAGUCGAAGAGAGCCGUAAAAAGCCCAAUGAAUGUGUUGCCAGAAAGUCCAAAUGCAUUUUUCACCAUCUCAAACAAUAUCCUACCUAUGCUGUCGUUGGGCAUAAUAAAUUCACCAAACCUUUUCGUACUUUUCAUGUUUGCGAACCAAAUGGCCAUUGAUUUGCGCAGUAAUGGUAUCUUCUUCUCCUGCGCUUCUAUUUGAUACUGUUUUUUAAAGAAUUCUGUGACCUUUUUCAUGGCCGCUAUAAUUUCUGGAUCAACAGCGUCCACCAACGGACCACCUGUGCUAAACUGAUAGAAAUACCUGAGUUUUUUAAUAUCGACAGGCUCAUCUAGGUUUAGUUUCUUAGCGUUGUGUCCUGCUAUAAUUUUCAUGAUGGGCUUCAAGUCCACCGCAUGUCUGGUCAUUGGACCAAUACCUGGAAAAAGCAAU
Messenger RNA from Spodoptera exigua (beet armyworm), 3162 nucleotides. NCBI's taxonomy places the organism in Eukaryota, Metazoa, Arthropoda, Insecta, Lepidoptera, Noctuidae. The record is from the annotation of a GenBank genome assembly.